Molecule: messenger RNA, 888 nt
Organism: Micromonas commoda
Lineage: Eukaryota; Viridiplantae; Chlorophyta; Mamiellophyceae; Mamiellales; Mamiellaceae
Exons: 1
Coding region: 1-888 (295 amino acids)
Cellular component (GO): chloroplast stroma
Molecular function (GO): NADPH binding; 4-hydroxy-tetrahydrodipicolinate reductase activity
Source: RefSeq, a predicted model, not a curated record
AUGGCGGCGGCGGUGCCCAUCAUGGUGAACGAUCUGACCGGCAAGAUGGGCCGCGCGGUCGCCGACGCGGUCGUCGCGCGCGGCGCCGACGUCUGCUACCUCGUCCCAGUCGCGUUCAGCGGCGAGGCCAAGGAUCCGGUCACGAUCGGCGACGUCGCCGUGGAGAUCAAGUCCAUCCGCGACGGCGACCCGGGCGCGGUGCUCGACGAUCUCAAGGCGAAGCAUCCGGGUCUCGUCGUCGUCGACUACACCCUCCCCGCCGCGGUAAACGCCAACGCGGACCUCUACGUCAAGCACGCGCAGCCUUUCGUCAUGGGAACCACCGGCGGAGACCGCGUGAAGCUCCUCGAGGACGUCGCGACGUCGGGGGUACCCGCGGUCAUCGCGCCGCAGAUGGGCAAGCAGGUUGUCGCGUUUCAGGCGGCGAUGAAGCUCAUGGCGACCAACUUCCCCGGCGCGUUCAAGGGGUACACGCUCACGGUGACGGAGUCGCACCAGUCGAGCAAGGUGGACACCAGCGGCACGGCGAAGGCCAUCGUCGAGUCCUUCAACGAGCUCGGAUGCGGUUUCGACAUCAAAGACGCCGUGUUGGUCCGCGACGUCCCGACGCAAAUCGCUCCGAUUCCAAACGGGAUGGGCGUUCCCGAGGAGCACAUCCUCGGCCACGCGUUUCACACGUACCGGCUCACGUCUCCGGACAACACCGUUGCGUUCGAGUUUCAGCACAACGUGUGCGGGAGGAGCAUCUACGCGGAGGGAACCGUCGACGCGUGCCUGUUCUUGUCGAGCAAGAUGGGCGAGGGGUGCGCCAGCGAGGACUGCGAGGCGGGAAAGACGCUGUUCGACAUGAUCGACGUGCUCAGGGAGGGCGGCAUGGUGACCAACUGA